UAUUGUCCCGAUAAAACCAAACCCUUAUCAUCUCCCAAAACAACGCGGACCUUGCGAACUUUCCACGGCGCUUCUGUUUACCGUUUCGUCUCUGUACUCUAUAUCAGCUUUGUGAAAAUCGGUGCAGCUUUUAAGGCGUUGACCGUUUUGGAUCACCUCCGGAUUUGAAUAAUCCGACUAUCAGUUUAUCUAUAUCCAAAUGAGUCUCCCACAGGAACCACACCGCCCUUCUCUCCGAUUUGGAAAUCCUUUCAAAAUGAUAUUACCCAAGGGCUCAUACUUGUCUCCUAGGCUUCUUGCUCUGUUGAAUGCCUUUGAGGGGACAUUAGCAGGCAGGCUUAAGAGUCUUAAGCCUGGAGGCAAGGGAGAUAUCCUUAGCCUAUCAUGGAUGAAACAAGCAAUAAGCACACUUUGUGCAAUUCAUACAGAUGUGAAAACUCUUAUUACUGAUCUUGAGCUUCCUGUAUCUGACUGGGAUGAGAAGUGGAUUGAUGUCUACUUGGACAAUAGUUUGAAGAUGCUGGAUAUGUGCAUUGCUUACAGCUCUGAGAUAUCCAGGCUUAGCCAAGGUCACCUUUAUCUUCAAUGCGGCUUGCACAACUUGGAUGGCUCCUCAACACAGUUCAUGAAGGCUCGUUCUUCGUUGGACGGAUGGAAGCAUCAUAUUAAUUCAAAGAACCACAGACUGGAGAAUUGCUUUGCCAUCUUGGACAGCCUCACUGAAUCACUGAACCUACCCAAGAUCAAGAAUUCUGCGAAAGGGAAGGUUCUGAUGCACGCAAUGUAUGGAGUGAGGGUUGUAACUGUUUUCAUAUGUAGCAUCUUUGCUGUUGCAUUCUCAGGUUCGGCGAAGAAAUUGAAGGAUCUUCAGGUUCAUGAGACUUGCUUGUGGACUGAAGCUUUUGUUGAUCUUCGUGAUUUUAUUAGUGGGGAGAUCAGGAGCAUAUAUUCCGGAGGCAAGUUCACAGCAUUGAAGGAGCUUGAAGCAGUGGAUGUAAGCGUGAAGAAGUUAUACCCAGUCAUACAGGAUGGAAUAGACCCUAUUGACGCAGAACAGUUGGAACUUCUAACUUCAGAUCUGACUAAAAAGUCAGAAAAACUUUCGGAAGGACUAGAUCUCCUAACAAAGGAGACGGAUAAGUUUUUUCAGAUCCUUCUAACCGGACGUGAUGCUUUGCUUUGUAACCUUAGAGUUGGUAGUGCAGUCAUUAAACCAGUGCAACCAAACAACAAUGUACAUAAACAAAUGGUAAAGUGAAUAGGAAAAAGGGAGUCUUUUGUGUAUACACAUGCGUGUGGGUGUGGGUGCGUGUGUCCAUGUGGAGUUUUGUGCUUUCUGGUUAAAUAUGAUGUACUGCUAAGAAGUGCAAUAUAUAGUAAUUGUUGUGAUAAAGGUUGUUUAUCAUUGCUAUAUACUUGUUUUAUGGUGGUGGAUAUAUAUCUGUACUUAUAUACUAUGUCUAUGAUGUAUAAAAAUGGUUUAUGGUUCACUUUAAA
Messenger RNA from Nicotiana attenuata, 1497 nucleotides. RefSeq names its product protein BPS1, chloroplastic. The record is from RefSeq and is a predicted model, not a curated record. NCBI's taxonomy places the organism in Eukaryota, Viridiplantae, Streptophyta, Magnoliopsida, Solanales, Solanaceae. The transcript has 3 exons. Gene Ontology annotation, biological process: root development; shoot system development. The coding region runs from base 200 to 1258 and encodes 352 amino acids.